Messenger RNA from Striga hermonthica, 1215 nucleotides. The record is from the annotation of a GenBank genome assembly. NCBI's taxonomy places the organism in Eukaryota, Viridiplantae, Streptophyta, Magnoliopsida, Lamiales, Orobanchaceae.
AUGCCAGCAACAGAUUACCACCAUCACGAAUCAUCGUCCUCUCCCUCGAGCUUCGGAUUCUCCAUCCUCAGCCGACGACGGGACCAAGUCCACUCCAUGGACCCCACGCACGGGCACACGGGCCUACACGCCGAGCUCGAGUCCUUCCAGCGCCAGGUGGCAGAGAGGUUUCACGACCUGGCGUCAGGCAACCCGGAGGAUCUCCUUUCGAUCGCCUGGGUCCGGAAGCUUCUAGACACUUACCUCCUCUGCCAGGAACAAUUCAGGAUAAUUAUCCUCAACAACAGGGCUGCCCUUACUAAACCCCCCAUGGACCGCCACAUUUCCGAGUUUUUCGAGAGGAGCGUGAAGGCCCUCGACGUGUGCAAUGCCAUUAGAGAUGGGGUCGAGCAGAUCCGGCAGUGGCAGAAGUUAUUAGAUAUCGUCUUGUGCUCUUUGAAUGGUAAUGGUGAUGUUAAUAUUAAUAAUAAUAGUCAGAAGAGUAUUGGGGAAGGACAAUUUCGUCGUGCUAAAAAAGCUCUAGUCGAAUUAGCUUUAGCAAUGAUCGACGCUAAAGAAUCAUCAAACUCGACCGUAAAUUCACACCGAAACAGGUCAUUCGGGCGCCAUCAGCAGAAGGAACCUAAGUCAUUGAGCAAUUUUCGGUCCCUGUCGUGGAGCGUGUCCAGAUCAUGGUCAGCUUCCCGGCAAUUGCAGGCGAUCGGGAAUAAUCUGGUCGGGCCCAAGCCGACCGAGACGGCCUCAACCGGCGGGCUCAAUGUGGCUGUGUUCACAAUGAACUAUGUUCUCCUGUUUGUUAUGUGGGCCCUAGUGGCCGCAAUCCCCUGCCAGGACCGCGGGCUCCAGGUCCACUUUUAUUAUGUUGGGACAAGGCAGUUCGCGUGGGCUAGCCCGAUUCUCUCGCUCCACGAGAGGAUUCUGGAGGAGUCCAAAAAGCGGGAGCGGAGGAACACGUGCGGGCUUUUGAGAGAGAUUUCUGAUGUUGAGAAAUGUGCGAGAUUCAUGAAUGAGUUGAUGAGGGAUUUCACUAAUUUCCCAUUGGAUGAGAAAAAAGAGAGGGAAGUUCGGUCGAGGGUUAGGGAAGUGGGCUUGGUGUAUGAGGGAAUUAAGGAAGGUUUGGACCCUUUGGAACGUUCGGUUCGGGAGGUGUUUCGAAGGAUCGUGCGGGUUCGGACGGAUGGGCUUGAUUCGACCGGUGGUCGGGUGAAUAGCUAG